Messenger RNA from Colius striatus (speckled mousebird), 4238 nucleotides. RefSeq names its product arylsulfatase G (gene ARSG). Gene Ontology annotation, molecular function: arylsulfatase activity. Bases 987 to 2645 code for a protein of 552 amino acids. The transcript has 12 exons. NCBI's taxonomy places the organism in Eukaryota, Metazoa, Chordata, Aves, Coliiformes, Coliidae. The record is from RefSeq and is a predicted model, not a curated record.
AUGGGAGUUGUGACGGGGUGGUGCAGGUGGGCGUAGUGGGCAACGGGGGGGCAAAACCCUGAAUGAGGCAAAUCAGCUCCUGCUUUGGCUGGGUGACAUUGGGAAAGCUGCUGCUGGCUCCUCAUGGCAGUGCUAGUCCAACAGCCACUGCCUCCAGCGAGAUGCUGCAGGUCUUGCCCUCGCAGGGAGGUUUUAGCAGCUUCACCUCUCUCAGUCCUGUCCUAAACAACCCUCAAAUCCAGGCACUGGGCCGUGGGGAGCCAUGGGGACUGUGCCCUGUGUGUCCUCCACAGCCUCACAUUGCCCUGUCCUGCAGGAAACGCCUUUCCCCGUGGGGUUCUGCCUUUCAGAUAAAGGGCAGCCACCUCCUCUGGCCUCCAGGAGCAGAUACCCCGUUACACAAGCCUUUCCUUGAGAAUGGUCGCCCUCCCCAGCUGUAAUUCUUCCUGGCAGUGGUUAUGGGACAACAAAAGAGGGGAUGCUGUGGUCCUGUGAGGUGAAGGACGGACUGACGGUCACCAGCAGAGCCACAGCAGUUAUUUAUCUGCCUCAAGGAAGAGAAAGCAGAGCUUUGGAGAGCUGAGGAGUGUGUUCUGUUGGGAAAGAGCUGUGUGUCAGACACAAACAUCCCCCCAGCUGUGGCGAGGGGAGAGAAAGGAGCCGCUGCCACGGAUCGAGCCCACUUCAGCACCUCUUUGGUUUGGUGUCUAGUUGGAUAUUUACCAGGAAGGAAGGAAGGUUAAAAAUAGGGUGACAGUGACUUCAAAGGGUGGUUUUGACUUCUAAGAAUAACACCUUUGCUGGUGCCAAUCUCAGGGAUAUCUGCUGUGCCUGGGUGUGAAAGGCACAGGCGUUGCAAGCUUGGUCAGUAGCCACAGGGACAAACCCAGCCCCAGCCCGUUGCUCUCGAGCUGCUGUUGCUGUGAGGGCUUGUGAAGCACCCACAGGGACACAGCAGGGAGAGCCUGGCGAAGGCAAAGCUGCCCAUGCUCCAGCCUGGCAGGGUGGGGAUGUGGUCCAUGGAGACUCCCUUCCCACGGGCGAUGCUGGUGCUCAUCGCGGUGCUGGUGGGGCUCUCAGGGCCCUGUGCAGCACGUGGGCAGCCCAACUUCAUUGUCAUCCUGGCAGAUGAUGUGGGCUGGGGGGAUCUGGGGGCCAACUGGGCAGAGACGAAGGAGACGCCGCAUUUGGAUGAGUUGGCUGCUGAAGGGACAAGGUUUGUGGAUUUCCACUCAGCUGCAUCCACCUGCUCCCCAUCCCGCGCCUCUCUGCUCACGGGGCGCCUGGGUGCACGCAAUGGGGUGACCCACAACUUCGCCAUCAGCUCAGUGGGCGGCCUCCCCCUCAACGAGAGCACCCUGGCCGAGGUGCUGCGGCACGCCGGGUACAGCACCGCGGCCAUAGGGAAGUGGCACCUGGGACACCACGGACACCAUCACCCCAGCUUCCGCGGCUUUGACUACUACUUUGGGAUCCCCUACAGCAACGACAUGGGCUGCACAGACAGCCCUGGCUACAACGUGCCACCCUGCCCGCCCUGCCCACGGCCCGGAGUGGCUGCCAGGGUGACGAGGAAGGACUGUUACACAGAGGUUGCCCUCCCUCUGUUUGAGAACGUGAGCAUCGUGCAGCAGCCCGUGGAGCUGGGCAGCCUGGCAGCGCGCUACAUGGAGCAGGCGGCGUGGUUCAUCCGGCGGGCGAGCGACAGCGGCCGCCCCUUCUUCCUCUACCUGGCUCUGGCUCACAUGCACGUCCCGCUGCAGCUGCCCCAGCCGCCCCCCGGCCCUGGGAGCAGCAUCUACGGAGCUGCCCUGAGCCAGAUGGAUGCCUUGGUGGGACAGAUAAAGCUCCUGGCUGACAGCCACGGGAAGGGCAACACGCUGCUGUGGUUCACAGGUGACAAUGGUCCCUGGGCACAGAAGUGUGAGCUGGCAGGACGCCCGGGGCCCUUCGUGGGGGCCUGGCAGAGGCAGCGAGGUGGGAGCUCUGCAAAGCAAACGACCUGGGAAGGAGGGCACCGGGUGCCAGCACUCGCCUACUGGCCCGGGCACGUCCCUGCCAAGCGCACCAGCCACGCUCUGCUCAGCACCCUGGACAUCUUCCCCACGCUGGUGGCCCUGGCUGGGGCGGCGCUGCCCCCGAACAGGCGCUUCGACGGGCUGGACGUGUCCCCGGUUCUCUUUGGGCACUCAGACGUGGGGCACAAGGUUCUGCUCCACCCCAACAGUGGGGCAGCUGGGAAGGACGGUGGGAUAGAGGCCCUGCGGCUGGCUCAGUACAAGGCGUUUUACACCACAGGAGGGGCGAUGGCGUGCGAUGGCAGCAUCGGGCCGGCCCAGCAGCACCAGCCCCCCCUCAUUUUCAACCUGGAUCGUGACGUGCAGGAGCAGGAGCCUUUGGACGUGGCCUCCAGAGAGUACCAGGCAGUGCUGCCUGCCAUCAGCAGGGCUUACACCCAGGCUCUGCAGGACCUGGCCACAGACAACAUCUCGGUGGCCGAUUACUCCCGGGACCCGUCGGUGAUCCCGUGCUGUGAGCCGGGGCGCGAGAGCUGCCGCUGUGCCCUGCUCACAGCCCCCUGCCCACGAGCACCACCCUGCCCUGGGCUCUCAGCAAGCCACAGCUCAAGCAGCUCCUUUCCCUGAGCCUGGGUUCUGUGAGCAAGGAGGGGCUGGCUGCAGGAGCAGAGGGAUGGAGGCUGCAGCCCCCUUUGCUCUGUGCUAUGAUCAGACAAUCAGAGAAUCAUUUUGGUUGGAAAAGACCUUUAAGCUCAUCGAUUUGCACCACUGACCUCACCUUGCCAAGCUCAGCACUAAACUGAACCUCAGCACCUCUGCUAUGCAUCUGUGCAGUAUCUCCAGGGCUGGGCACUCCCCCAGCUCCCUGGGCAGCCUGGCACAGGGGCUGACAGCCCUCUUAAGAGAAACCGUUCCUGCUAUGAAGCAGGGAGGUGAGUGGGUUGUGGGUCUGUGUGGGCACUUGGACAGUCUCCUUUGCUGCAGAGCAGGACCAUCACCCUGGCAGAGCAGGGCUGUGCAGCACCUGGUGGCUCUGGGCACGUGGAAGGAGACAGGCUUUUUGUAGAGCUCUUUAACUGAGGAGUCAGGUCUUGGAUUACAACCACCUGCAGUGAGAGAUGGCUUUGGGAGAGAACUCCUGUGGCUUUCCUCUAAAAUGGACCUUACAGCAGCAGCUGGUGGGAGCACAAGGCAGAGGAGGAUGAGGCCCACAGCCUCUGAGCAAACAUCCCCUCGUGCUGAGACCCUGGAGUCUGGCUGCAGAGAGGAAAUUCCCGUCUGGCCCCAGGUGAGUGAGUGCUCUGUGAGCAGAGCUCCUGCCCCAGUGGCUGCCAGGGGAGGUUUAGUAAUGGGCUCCUGUUAAAGACCCCACUGUCUGUAAGGGGAAGAGUGUCCUGGGCUCUCCCUGCCCAGGAUGCUCAGCUUGUCCCAUGGCUCCUCACACAGCAGAGCUCAGGGACUGCUGAGACAAGGUCCCAGGGCCCAGCAGUUGGAAAAGGCUUCAUUUGGGAAGGUGUAUGGGGCAGGUUCAUGAGGCAGACCUGGGGUUGCUGCUCCCUGGGAAGAGCAAUAGUGUAAGUGCAGAUUUGGUCAGGGUCAGGUCCCUGCCCCGAGGUCUCCAGGCAGAGGAGCUGCUCCUGCCAGGCCCAGCAUGAUGCCAGGGGUGUGGAUGGGGCCAGACAGCUCUUGGAGGGUCAUUUCUUGGCAGAUGCAUUUCUGGGGAGCCACAAAGGCAAAACCAAAAGUACAACUGAAACUGAAGAAACCACUGGGAUUCCUCAGCAGCUGAGUGAGGGUUUGCUCAAAGAGUUUUGGGCUCAAGUUUACACCCCCAGGUCUCCCUUUGGACAAGCUGUAAGUGAACUCAGCCAGGUGUGUCGGGUGCUGUGGGAGCAGCCUCGAACCAGCCCCCCAAACCCAUUCUCCCACUCAUAAAAUUUACCCAAGGCUGACAUCUGAGGGCCCCACAAAGAACAGCAGGAGCACAGGCAGCGAGCUGCUGGGGACAGACCGUGGCUUUAUUCUCUCUUUAGACAUAGCAACUGGCACCUUCUCUACCAACACAGCAAAAGUACUUGGGUGAAAUAGCUCUGUAUAUACUGUACAAAGACAUAAGUUUAAUAUCUCUUCCUGUAAGUACAUUUAUACACAUGAAACAGCAUAAAUUAGAAAAAAAAGGGGUCUAUAAAAUGGUGGUGACAUACAAAUGUGCUCAAGUCA